GGGUAUUUUCUUCUUUUUUGCGCUUAUGUCAAUAAGGCUAUAUAUCGAUUAAAGUCGUUGAGACACGAGUUAAUAAUUUCAGGCGAUAGUAACAAAUUCAAUUUGUAAAAUCGUCCAAAAGAUUUAGCCUGCCGCCUGUGUUUCUCACAGUUUUUGUUAUUAGGAACAAAAUUAAUUACUAAUGUAUCCCAAAAAAAUGUUGACGUUAACAAAAAUUAACAAAGAGUUACUCUGUCAACGCGGGUUUUCAUUUGUAGACGAUAGUAGUAUUGACAAUUUUUUUUUUUGCAGAUGGAAAAUCGCUUUAUUUUUCACACAAACUGUCAAAGGGAGCAAAAUCAAUCUCAAGAAAACUGUUGAUUCAGGACUAAUUUUUUUUAGCUACAUAUUUCACUUUUAUGUAGGUAAGAAAGCAGGACUCGCACAGGGUAAAAUGGUUAUUAAUGCAGAAUAGAGCUUUUCUGGGGGUAGCAUAAGAUCCAAGAGAACUGGAAUUAAAUUUUAACUAUGUUCUUCUAAUUCUUCUUAGAAAACUUCACUAAUUUUAAGCGAAUAUUUCUUUUUUUUUUGACGGAUUUCUUUGAUUAUUGUGGUCUGUUGUUUAUAUUUUCUACCUAUAGAAAUGCUUGUGGAUGUGCAAAAUAACCACAAACUUUUUAACUUUUGUAAACAUUGGCAAGUCAUCUAUAAGAGUGUAUUCUCUUUUUAUUAUAUUAUAUUUUUAUUAUAAGAAUGCGCUUUCUUUCAGGCUGCAAGGGCUUUUACGUUUUUGUGAAAUGUUUAGAACAAUAUGUCGAAAUAAAAAUGAUUGCGGAACUUACGUAAACAGGUGGAGUUUGUUUGCUCCUCAUUCAUAAGUUUAACACAAGAAUUCAAAUUUACAAAACAAAAAAUAGAAAUCUAUAACACUUUGGCGCAAUUAAAUCGUUGAUGAAUCAAUAAAUUUUACGUUUUUGAAACGCCAACAUGCGACAGACCAAUUGUUCAUCCGAUGGUGUUAAAUACUCAGUUCAUUUAUACUUUCAUUCAGUAAUUAUAUCUGUUGGAAUUCUCAUCGCAAUGUUCACAAUCACUUUCAACGCCAUUUACUUAUUCUCCAUGGUCAAAUGCCGCCACAAUCUGUUAUCUGCAGAUUUACCCUAUAUCAUGUUAUCGAUAAGCGACUCCCUUGCAGGAUGCGUGUACAUGCCGACUUGGUGUUUGUCAUGGACUCUUUUUCUUUUACUAAAAAGUCCGUGUGCAUUAUGGAAUAUUGUUGGAGCGUGUGGCCAUGUUCUAGCAUCCAUGUCCGCUACUACCAUUGCAGUAAUUUCACUGGAUUUAUACGUCUCUAUACUUCAUCCAUUUUUUCACCAAACCCACUCUUCAAAGAGAAGAUCUUUCUUUCUUAUCACAUUUUGGUGGUUGUUUACUACCUUCAUAACAAUUGUUUUCACUACAUAUCUCUUGGAUUUUUGGCAUGUUUAUGAAUAUAUUUCUGUCAUUUUUGUUGCAUUUAUCGUGUUUUGUCUAUCCCUCCUACAUUUGAAAAUAUUUCUGGAAAUUCGAAGAAUUCGUACAAGAAUAAAAGAUAAUACUGUGGAACGUCAAAAAAUUAUUAAAGUUCAAAGAAAAGCUUUUAAAAUGGGCAUCAAAGUAUUUGCAGUUUUUUGUUUUUGUUAUAUUCCCAUCAGCUUGUGUUUAAUUUACGGAACGUUGGUCAAUACGUCAACAAUUUUGAUUAGUUGUGUGGAACAAGUAGCUAUUCUUGUUCUUUAUUCAAACCCAAUGUUGGAUCCGUUUAUAUACUACUUUAGAUUGAGUCGUAUCCGCACAAAAGUUUUUCAGUCGUUUGGAAAGAAAAAUAGGAUUGGUGCAACGUCUUCGUGUUGUAAUUUACAAAGUUUUACUGCGAGAAGAGUCACGUACAAAGGAGAAAUGGAAAUUGUAAUGUUAUCUCGAAUGGUGUGUGACUUUAAUAGUGACCAAGUUUGUUCCUGGAUAAUAGAAUGUUACUAUAAAAUCUUGCAAACUUUUAGCAAGAAUAAUUCUCCGUUGUUUUUAUAUUGAUGUUUUUACUCAAGAAUAUCCAUCAUCGAUGACGAAAAUGACUUCAACAUCGAGAUUACGCAGCAGCUGUAAUGAAUAAAUAAAUCCAAAAGCUGGACUAAUUAGAUAGCUUAAUACACCUUUCCCGAAUUAGUUUUCUUCGAUGUAUCGCUGUUAUUUCUCGACUUUGUUAAACAAAAUGAAUGUGAUUUUUGAAAUCCUCACCUGAAACUUGAUAAAAUGUUUAAUCUUUUAACAAUCUUCUAAUUGAAUUUUGCUUGAAACCGAGGCUUAUUACUACAAGUCGAAAAUUAAAAAGACUUUCACCGUAACAUUAAUACCACCAAAACAGUAUUUUCACG
Hydractinia symbiolongicarpus is the source of this 2390-nucleotide messenger RNA. RefSeq names its product lysophosphatidic acid receptor 6-like. The coding region runs from base 967 to 2049 and encodes 360 amino acids. Gene Ontology annotation, biological process: G protein-coupled receptor signaling pathway. Gene Ontology annotation, cellular component: membrane. The transcript has a single exon. The record is from RefSeq and is a predicted model, not a curated record. NCBI's taxonomy places the organism in Eukaryota, Metazoa, Cnidaria, Hydrozoa, Anthoathecata, Hydractiniidae. Gene Ontology annotation, molecular function: G protein-coupled receptor activity.